GUACAGUUUCAUUAUUAUAUACAACAAAUGCACAAAUGCAUUAGUUUAUAAAAAUUAAAUAGCAUUAGUUAGCAAAAUGACAUCAAUUAUUAAGCUGCACACCAUAUCGGGUGCCAUGGAUGAAUCGCCGCCGUGCUAUAUUCUACAAAUAGACGAUGUGCGAAUAUUGCUCGACUGCGGUUGGGACGAAAAAUUUGAUCCGAAUUUUAUAAAGGAAUUAAAAAGGCAAGUGCAUACACUGGACGCCGUACUGCUCUCCCAUCCAGAUGUGUAUCACCUGGGCGCACUGCCAUAUCUUGUUGGCAAGUUGGGCCUCAACUGUCCCAUUUACGCGACGAUUCCUGUCUUUAAAAUGGGGCAAAUGUUCAUGUAUGACUUGUAUAUGUCUCAUUUCAAUAUGUACGACUUCGAUCUGUUUUCAUUGGACGAUGUGGACACAGCCUUCGAAAAGAUCACACAAUUGAAGUACAACCAAACGGUCUCAUUGAAAGGCAAGGGCUAUGGCAUUUCCAUAACACCGCUCAGCGCAGGGCACAUGAUUGGAGGAACCGUUUGGAAGAUAGUGAAAGUUGGCGAGGAGGAUAUCAUCUAUGCCGUUGAUUUCAAUCACAAGAAAGAGCGGCAUCUCUCUGGGUGUGAGCUGGACAGACUGCAAAGGCCAUCGCUGCUCAUCACCGACGCAUACAACGCACAAUAUCAACAGGCGAGACGCCGAGCACGCGAUGAGAAAUUGAUGACCAACAUUUUGCAGACAGUGCGCAAUAAUGGAAAUGUACUCAUUGCUGUGGACACUGCGGGUCGUGUGCUGGAACUCGCACACAUGCUGGACCAACUGUGGAAGAAUAAGGAGUCCGGAUUAAUGGCAUACUCCUUGGCACUGCUUAACAAUGUGAGCUACAACGUCAUUGAGUUUGCCAAGUCACAAAUUGAAUGGAUGAGCGAUAAGCUGACGAAAGCCUUUGAAGGCGCGCGCAACAAUCCGUUCCAGUUCAAACACAUCAAUCUGUGUCACACGCUAGCCGACAUCUACAAGUUGCCUGCGGGUCCCAAAGUGGUGCUGGCCAGCACACCUGAUAUGGAGAGUGGCUUCACCCGCGACCUAUUCGUGCAAUGGGCCGGCAACCCAAAUAAUAGCAUUAUUUUCACAACACGAACCGGUCCCGGAUCACUCAGCAUGGAUCUGGUGGAAAAUUAUUCGCCUGGCCGACAGAUUGAACUGGACUUGCGGCGCCGCGUUGAGCUUGAAGGCGCUGAACUAGAGGAAUAUCUGCGAACGCAAGGCGAAAAGCUCAAUCCGCUUAUUGUAAAGCCGGAAGUGGAGGAGGAGAGCAGCUCCGAGUCUGAAGAUGACAUUGAAAUGAGCGUGAUUACAGGCAAACAUGAUAUUGUAGUGCGGUCCGAAGGGCGUCAUCAUUCCGGUUUCUUCAAGUCCAAUAAACGUCAUCACGUGAUGUUCCCCUACCACGAAGAGAAGAUCAAGUACGAUGAUUAUGGAGAAGUCAUCAAUUUGGAUGACUAUCGCAUCGUAGACACUGGCUAUGACUAUGCGCCCACAGACGAUCAAAACAAGGAGAAUAUCAAAAAGGAGGAACCACAUGUCGAGCCGCAGUCCAAUGGCAAUCUAAACAACGAUGUUCAAUUGCUGGAGAAGCCCACCAAGUUGAUCAGUCAACGCAAAACCAUCGAGGUCAAUGCUCAAAUACAACGUAUUGAUUUCGAGGGACGAUCAGAUGGCGAAUCUAUGCUCAAGAUUCUCUCACAGCUGCGCCCGCGACGCGUUAUUGUAGUGCAUGGCACAGCGGAGGGCACACAAAUAGUGGCGAACCACUGCGAGCAAAAUGUCGGUGCCCGCGUGUUUACUCCCCAGAAGGGAGAAAUAAUCGAUGUAACAACGGAGAUUCACAUCUAUCAGGUGCGCCUAACAGAAGGCCUCGUCUCCCAGCUACAGUUCCAGAAGGGCAAAGAUGCCGAGGUGGCUUGGAUUGAUGGGCGAUUAGGUAUGCGUCUCCAGGCUAUCGAUGCACCAACUCAAUCGGAAGUCACCGUGGAGCAAGAUGUGGCGGCGCUAGAGGGCAAAACUCUAACGCUAGAGAUGCUCGAAGAAGACGAAAUUCCCGUUCACAAUUCGGUGUUGAUCAACGAACUGAAACUGUCGGAUUUCAAGCAAGUACUAAUGCGCAACAACAUCAACUCAGAAUUUUCCGGUGGCGUCCUCUGGUGCUGCAAUGGCACACUGGCGCUGCGACGUGUCGAUGUUGGCAAAGUGGCCAUGGAGGGCUGCCUCUCCGAGGAUUACUACAAGAUACGUGAACUGCUUUAUGAGCAGUACGCCAUUGUGUAAAGAAUAAACAAUGAUAAUUU
Molecule: messenger RNA, 2361 nt
Organism: Drosophila arizonae
Lineage: Eukaryota; Metazoa; Arthropoda; Insecta; Diptera; Drosophilidae
Gene: Cpsf100
Product: cleavage and polyadenylation specificity factor subunit 2
Biological process (GO): mRNA 3'-end processing by stem-loop binding and cleavage
Cellular component (GO): mRNA cleavage and polyadenylation specificity factor complex
Molecular function (GO): RNA binding
Source: RefSeq, a predicted model, not a curated record